This is a messenger RNA of Entrophospora sp. SA101, 130 nucleotides long. NCBI's taxonomy places the organism in Eukaryota, Fungi, Glomeromycota, Glomeromycetes, Entrophosporales, Entrophosporaceae. The record is from the annotation of a GenBank genome assembly.
AUGGCAUCCACAUUUUUGUUUGCAUUACUUACAGAUAGAGCAUUUCUUGCAGACUGGCAAGUUCCUCUUCCACUUGAUGCAAUUUUUACAGCACCAAAUAUUGAUUGGAGUUAUGAUUCUCUCAACCCAA